This is a messenger RNA of Coccinella septempunctata (seven-spotted ladybird), 1020 nucleotides long. RefSeq lists its product as uncharacterized. The record is from RefSeq and is a predicted model, not a curated record. Bases 1 to 1020 code for a protein of 339 amino acids. The transcript has a single exon. Lineage: Eukaryota; Metazoa; Arthropoda; Insecta; Coleoptera; Coccinellidae.
AUGGGUAGCCCAAUAGCAAGCACAAUUGCACAACUAGUACUCGAAUACCUCGAGGAAGAACUAUUAGCCCAUUCAAACUACGACAUUACAAUCUUUAAAAGAUACGUCGAUGACUGCCUAAUAAUAACAUCUGAACAACAAGACCAAGAAAUCUUAGCACACCUUAUUGGAUUUCACAAUAAAAUACAAUUCACCAUAGAAAAGGAGAAAAACAAUUCAAUCAAUUUACUCGAUAUCACCAUUAUCAGGAAUAACAAUAAAUUGGAAACCAAAUUAUACAGGAAACCAACGAACACAGACAGGAUAUUGGAUUACAACUCAGCACACAGUGAGAGGCAAAAAAGGGCAAUUAUAACGAACUACAUAGACAGAGCAAUAAAGCUAACAUCACCAACAUAUAGACCAACAAUUCUAGAGGAAACAAUCACACUCCUAACGAAAAACAAUUACCCGAUAAAUAAGAUCAAAAGGAUAUUGAAACAGCGAACACAUAAAUUAUACAACACACUUGAUGCGACAACAAAGAAGGAACCGACAACAUACAUACCAAUACCAUAUAUUCCACAAUUAUCCGAAAAAAUCGAAAAUAUACUUCGACCGUACAGUAGCAUCAAAAUAGCACAUAGACCACACUUACAAAUAAAACAGGAAUAUUCUAGACUAAAAGCACCAACCCCCAAGGAGGAAUGUUCACACGUUGUAUAUAGGAUACCAUGUAAUGACUGUGCAGGCGUUUAUGUGGGACAAACACAACAGAAGUUAAAGGACAGACUGAAGGGACAUAAGUACUCAAAGGCGCCGACAGCCCUAUACAAACAUACCAUCGAAAACCAGCAUUCUUUUGACUUCGGGAAAACAGAAAUAUUGGACAAAGAAAAGAAUCGAAAACCAAGGGAAUUCCUCGAAAUGAUUCAUAUUAAACAAGAUGUCAAUUCCAUCAAUGACAGAACGGACAUAAGAAACCUGAGUUCCAUAUACUCGACAAUCAUUGACAACACCAAAAAGAAGAGAAGAACUUGA